This is a messenger RNA of Hyaena hyaena (striped hyena), 3392 nucleotides long. RefSeq names its product zinc finger protein 81 (gene ZNF81). The transcript is spliced from 5 exons. NCBI's taxonomy places the organism in Eukaryota, Metazoa, Chordata, Mammalia, Carnivora, Hyaenidae. The coding region runs from base 226 to 2226 and encodes 666 amino acids. The record is from RefSeq and is a predicted model, not a curated record. Gene Ontology annotation, biological process: regulation of immune system process; negative regulation of transcription by RNA polymerase II; regulation of cytokine production.
GGAGGAUCUCAUUGCACUGUGUCGGAGGGAUGUGGAGGUGAUGGGUCUCCAGGGAGGGUUUCUUGGAGUCUCUGUUGAGCCCAUGGGCCAGAUCCCAUAGCGGGGGCCGCAGAAACUUCCUUCUGGCCCCAGCAGCUCUGUUUGAGCCCACGGACCGCACCUGGCUUCUGGCUCUCUGGGAGGAGCAUCAGCAAGAGAGCUGGAAGGCUGCGGCCCAGCGGGAACAUGCCAGCCAACCAGACCUCUCCCGGGCCAUCUCUGGCUCUGGCUGUGGGGAGAUGUGACAACUUGUGUGAGGGCUCCGUGUCAUUCGAGGAUGUGACUGUGGACUUCAGCAGGGAGGAGUGGCAGCAGUUGGACUCUACACAGAGACGCCUGUACCAGGAUGUGAUGCUGGAAAACUACAGCCACCUGCUCUCAUUGGGGUAUGAAGUUCCCAAGCCAGAGGUCAUCUUCAAGUUGGAGCAAGGAGAGGAACCAUGGAUUUUGGAGAGAAAACCCCCACAUCAGAGCUUUUCAGAUGCGAGGUUUGGGAUUAAGACCCCACAAAAAAGAAUUUCUGGAAAAGGUUCAUUUCAUAGUGAAAUGGAGGAGGAAGAUACAAGAGAUGAUUCAUUGUAUUCCAUUUUAGAAGAACUGUGGCCAGAUUCUGAACAGAUAAAACGAUAUCAGGAAAAACAGAGCAAACCUCUGAGUCAUGCUGUUUUCAUCAAUAAGAAAAUAUUGAAUACAGAGUGGGAGUUUGAAUAUAAAGACAGUGGAAAAUUUGUGCCUUCAAGCCCAAAUUGUAUUCCUUCACAGAAAAGGCCCCAUAAAUGUGACUCAUUUGGAAAGAGUUUUAAGCAGAAUUUAGACUUGCACACUCCGAGUAAAAACACUGCAACGAAAAACUUUGAUAAAAAUACUGGACGUGGUCAAGUUUUCACUCAGAGCUCGUACACUAGCCUUGCAAAUACUCCUACAGGAGAGCAACUCUGUGAAAGUAGUCAGCGUGGAAAAGUCCUCAGCCUUAAACAAGCAUUCAGUCACAAUCUGAAAUUUCCUGCUGGGGAGAAAGCAGAUAUGUGUACUGAGUUUGGGAAGAUCUUCACCCAGAAGCCACACCUCUUUGCACCCCAGAGACUCCAUACUGUGGAAAAACCUCACGAACUUGGCAAAUGUGUGAAUGUUUUUCCACAGAAGCCACUACUCAGUAUAUAUCUGAGAGUUCAUAGAGAUGAAAAACUGUAUGUAUGUCCUGACUGUGGGAAGGCAUUCAUCCAGAAUUCAGAAUUAAUUAUGCAUAAGAAAACUCAUACUAGAGAAAAACCCUAUAAGUGCAGUGAAUGUGGAAAAUCAUUUUUCCAGGUGUCAUCUCUACUUAGGCAUCAGACCACUCAUACUGGAGAAAAACUCUAUGAAUGCAGUGAAUGUGGGAAAGGCUUCUCCCUGAACUCAGCCCUCAAUGUGCACCAGAAAAUUCAUACUGGGGAGAGACACCACAAAUGCAGUGAGUGUGGGAAAGCCUUUACCCAAAAAUCAACACUCAGGAUGCAUCAGCGAAUUCACACAGGAGAGAGAUCUUAUAUAUGUACUGAAUGUGGGCAGGCCUUCAUCCAGAAGGCACACUUGAUUGCCCAUCAAAGAAUUCAUACUGGAGAGAAGCCUUAUGAAUGCAGUGACUGUGGGAAGUCUUUCCCUUCUAAAUCACAACUUCAGAUGCAUAAGCGAAUUCACACAGGAGAGAAACCCUAUAUAUGCACUGAAUGCGGGAAGGCCUUUACCAACAGAUCAAAUCUCAAUACUCACCAGAAAUCUCAUACUGGAGAGAAGUCUUAUAUAUGCGCUGAAUGUGGAAAGGCCUUCACUGACCGGUCAAAUUUCAAUAAACACCAGACCAUUCAUACUGGAGAGAAACCCUAUGUUUGUGCCGACUGUGGCAGAGCCUUCAUCCAGAAGUCGGAGUUAAUUACACAUCAGAGAAUUCAUACGACAGAGAAGCCUUAUAAAUGUCCUGAGUGUGAGAAAUCCUUCUCCAAGAAACCACAUCUCAAAGUUCAUCAGCGAAUCCACACAGGAGAGAAACCAUACAUGUGUGCUGAAUGUGGGAAGGCCUUCACUGACAGGUCAAAUUUCAAUAAACACCAGACAAUUCAUACUGGAGAGAAACCCUAUAAAUGCAGUGACUGUGGAAAGGGCUUCACUCAGAAGUCAGUUCUGAGUAUGCAUCGCAAUAUUCAUACAUGAAAGUAACCGUGUUUCUUAAAAAUGAGAAAGCCUUAUCACAAAAGUCAGGUCUACGUGUAUAUUAUGAAACCUAUCCAAGACAGACCCUACAUGAACACACUGCAUGAUAAAAAGCUUUUGUCAGACUCUCUCACCUGAGAUGAGAAAAACUAUUCAAGAGACCGUCUAAGAAUGCAUUGAUUCAAGGGGACUUUUCAUAUUUGCAAGGCUUCACAAAAUAGAAUUGAAUCCUGUCAAUUUGGGGAAAAUGCUGUCAAUUUGAUGCAUUAGGUAAAGCCCUCCUGUAGAAAGUGUGAUAAGGCAGAUUGUUGUCAAAUUCCUUAUAGAUGGAAUGAGCAAAUUUAUGUAAAUGACACUCAUGUUUACUGUGUUUUAUUAAGCAAUUUAAAGUGGCAACAAAAUGAAAGGAAGAACAACAAAAUAAUGUAUUUGAUGUGUAGACCUAUGCUCAGUUCUGUAGGGUGUUUGUGGCAGAACACAUUGCACAACAGAAGGAAUAAUUGAAUUGAAAUUCUUUUUUGAAUUUAAAAUAAUUGUGUCUGUCAAAUAUAUUUCCUAUUGAAUCCUCCCACAAAUCCACAGUUUUAAUGUCACUAUAGUUUUAUGUAGGCCCAUAUCUGGAGAUAUACUCUUACAUGAACACAUAAAUAUAAUCCUAUCAUUCAUUUCCAUGUUGGUUUCCACAACAUUCUGUUUUUAUCCUCUUUCAUUGUGGUACAAUGCAAAAUAGCCACAGACCUCUCUCAUCCAUUUAUGUCCACCCUUCUGCAAUGUUACUCUUUUUUUUCUUUUACUAAGAGGUAGAGCUCUGUCUACUCCUUGACUCUCAGCUUGGCCAUGGGAUUUGCUUUGGCCAAGGUCCAUUGGCAAAGAGAUUCAAGAAGAGGCUGGAGAAAAGUCUGCCUGGAGGCUUAUCUUCUCUUGCUGCUUUUUGGAAUUCUGAGAUCUUCCUGUGAAGAAACUCAAGAGUACCUAGCUGGAGGGUGAGAAACCACAUGGAACAGAGAGGAGCCAGCACAGAUGAGGCCUCUUAGACCAACUGCCAGACAUGAGAGUGAGGCCUUCCUCAACCUCCAGCCCCAGCCAAACUGGCCCACACCAAAAGAGCCAUACAGUUAGCCCAGCCAACCAGAAUUAUGGGAUAAAUAAAAUGGUUCUUGUCUUAA